CCGUUUCUCGAUCGAACUGUCUGUUAACGACCUCAGAAGUUGUGUGUUUACAUAUGACAUACACAUUUAUUGUAAUAUCGUCAAGUGUUAUUAGUCUUUAGAAGUUUCUCGAAAUAAUAAGAAAUCAUAAGUGCGCAUAUAUAUUUCAUGUUACAAUGAUAGUGGAUAAAACAUUAAUUUAUUGCAGCUAAUUAUUGUAACGAAACAUACACUUGCUUAGAAUUUGUAGUACAUCUCAUUAUACAGAAUAUCUAAGUUAAAAAGUAAUAUCAUGUUUCUUAAACUAUUGUUAAGUAGCAGUUUAACAAUCAUCGUCGCGGAGGCUUUUUUAACCGACGAUCAGAUAAUUACAAUAUCUGAAGAAGAAUUGAACAGGACCUCGACUUAUAUAUUACCGCAACAUUAUGAUAUCAUCGUUACAUAUAUCGAAAAAAAUAUUCUUGUUAUCGACUACAGUAUACGUACACAGAUUAAAUAUUCAACACCAAGCAUUAUGUUAUAUUUACACCUAAAAAAUAUUAAUCUAACUGUGGUUUAUUAUCCAAAUUAUUAUUCUAUGAAUGAUAUUAAAACUACGAACAUUUAUACACCGGUAAGAACUAUGUAUGAUGUUGAGAAAAACAUUGUCGAAUAUACAUUCGCUGAAGAUCUAUUACCCGGGUAUUACAUCAUAAAAUUAGUUUAUAAUAUAACUGAAGAUACAGGUUUAAAAAACUUUUAUAAAAGAGAUGGGCGACAGUGGUUGGCAACGUAUGUUGAUCGUAUUGGAAUCCAACAUAUGAUUCCGACUUUGCCCGAAUUUUCAAGAACCAUCAUGCCCUAUUAUGAUAUUAUUGUCGAACAUUAUCAAAACUAUACAGUUUUAUCAAAUGAACCAAAAAUGAUAGAAAAAAUAAAAACGAAUGAUAAAAACAUGACGAAGACACAUUUUAAUACGCUUGUAAAGCCUAUGUAUCUACUAUUUUUGACUAAUCGAAAUUUUUCUCUUAUGCCUGGUACAAAUGAAAGUGUCAGAGUUAAUAUGUGGUGUAGAAUGCACUGCGAAUUUGCACACCAAUUUGCUGAAAAUAUAACAUUGUACGUGUUCGAUAAAUGGAAACGUUUGAAUCAAAUUUGGGAAAUAAAUCAUAUUGCACUUCCGGAUUUUCAAAACGAAAGCAUCACAAAUCUGGGCCUUAUUUUUUACAAAGAAGCAGAUAUUAUCUACAAUGACAAUGUAGAUUCUGUUGCGACUAAAAUCAAAGUUUCCCGAUUCAUGGCCUAUAAAAUAAUAGAGGAAUGUUUUUAUUAUGAAAAUCCACUUUGGCCAUCAUAUAUGUUCGAUGAAGCUCUUGUCUCAUUUCUUGGAUUAUAUGUCACCACGCAGACUCUCCCAAGUACCCGGAUGAUGGACCUUUUUGUGGUACAAAUUCAACAGGACUCUCUUCAUUUAGAUACUGUAUAUUAUACAUCACUUUAUAAUACAUCAUUCGACAUUUAUUUUCAACAUUACAGUUACAUUAAAGUAUCCAGUAUAUUGCGUUUACUACGAAUGAGUUUUACUGAAGAGAUAUUUUGGCAGAUUAUCCGUACAUAUGUAAAGGACAACAAGCCACAUUUUCACUACUUAAGUGAAGUUAUAAAGAAUUCGUCCAUUCAAGUGCAUACAGACUAUUUAUUUGGCUUAUAUAUAACGGAGCUACUGAUGUCUCCAUCAAAAAUAAAUUAUUGUCCUGUAGUGAAAAUGGAACGAGAUUACAAUUUUAAACGGUUCAAUGUAACAAUGACAUAUACAGAGAAGCCGUAUGAUUUCGUACCUGUGACGUCUGAUUCGUGGGAUGGGGACUUUAUAAUAUAUAAUCGACACCAAAUUGGAUAUUAUCGAGUCAAUUACGAUAUCGAAAACUGGAGAAGAAUUAUAAGUUAUCUAAAUUCUGAAAAUUAUAUGAAUAUAUAUGUUCUGAAUCGUGCCCAAAUUAUCGACGACGCUUUCCACUUAAUGAUAACAAAUCAACUUAAUUCCAUUGUAUUCUGGAAUAUCACGAAAUAUCUGUCACGAGAAACAGACUACGUGGCAUGGUAUCCUAUGUUCAAAGCUUUAGAAUAUCUGUCCAAUAUCUUUCUAUUUCAGGAAAACAUAUAUGUUAAUAUCAAGGAUAACAUGCUAUACUUAUUAAACAACUUGCUUAAUAAACUUAAAUACGAUGAAGUUUCUAGUGAAUACGAUUUUACAAAGUCUUUAAGAAUGGAGGCUGCGAGAUGGGCAUGUAAUCUUGAUAGUGAAACAUGCAUAAAAAAUGCCCAACUUAAUUUAAAUCGACAUCUCAAAGAUCCCGGAAAUAACACGCUUUUGCUAUGGUGGAAAGAAUGGACAUAUUGUCAAGGUUUAAAAAUAUUACAAGUCAGCGCGCAUGCAACAUUUAUUGUUAUUAUUAAUCAUGUGUAUUCUAUAAAUCAAUUAAAAAAGAUAAACAAAUUAGCAGAAAGCAACAAAC
Camponotus floridanus (Florida carpenter ant) is the source of this 2474-nucleotide messenger RNA. RefSeq names its product aminopeptidase N-like. The record is from RefSeq and is a predicted model, not a curated record. Gene Ontology annotation, molecular function: peptide binding; metalloaminopeptidase activity; zinc ion binding. Lineage: Eukaryota; Metazoa; Arthropoda; Insecta; Hymenoptera; Formicidae. Gene Ontology annotation, cellular component: cytoplasm. The transcript is spliced from 12 exons. The annotation marks the transcript as partial. Gene Ontology annotation, biological process: proteolysis; peptide catabolic process.